Molecule: messenger RNA, 639 nt
Organism: Cajanus cajan (pigeon pea)
Lineage: Eukaryota; Viridiplantae; Streptophyta; Magnoliopsida; Fabales; Fabaceae
Source: RefSeq, a predicted model, not a curated record
CAAAACGACAGAAAUAGGCGGUCGUUUUGAAAUGCCCCUUUGGGCAUUUCAGUCCCCAAUAGCAUCAACAACACCACAGCGCUCAUUCGCGAAGCCAUGGCCUCUCUUGUUCGUGGAGCCGCAUCUCUUACCCGCGUUGGUCUCUCCUCUUCCAAGACUCCCAUUCAACUCAUCCACCGCCGCGGCCUCGCCGGAGCCGCCGAUCACCAUGGCCCUCCAAAAGUUGACUUCUGGAAAGAUCCAAUGAGCCCGUCUAAAUGGAAGGAAGAGCACUUUGUGAUUAUAUCUUUAAGUGGCUGGGGGCUACUCUUCUAUGGGGGAUACAAGCUCUUCACAGGAGGCAAGGGCAAGAAAGAAGAGGAAUCGAUAAAAGCAUCAUCACACUGAAGUCUGGAGAAUAUUUACAAUUCAAAUUGUUCUUGAUAAUAAUGCGAACGGCCAGACUUUUGAGUUUUUCAUACUCAGUCUUGUUUGAUGACAAACAAAUAUUGUCUAGUUAUCCAUUAAUCUUUGCAGACAAUGAAUAUUGGGAGAUGAUUUUUUCCAGAACAAUGUGUUACAUUUAAGUUUAUAUAUGCCAGUUUUGUGCUAAUUCCUGCCUUCCGAUACAUUUUCAAGCAUUUACUUUUAUUGACACAC